AUGAGUCGAGGAGGUGCAACUGCUCCGAAGGGCAAGAAGAAGGGUGUGACAUUCACCAUUGACUGCGCGAAGCCAGUGGAGGACAAGAUCAUGGACAUUGCGUCUCUCGAGAAGUUCCUUCAAGAGAGGAUUAAGGUUGCUGGCAAGGCCGGUGCCCUCGGUGACACCGUAGCCGUAACACGCGAGAAGACCAAGAUCAUUGUUACGUCCGACAGUAACUUUUCCAAACGGUACCUCAAGUACUUGACGAAGAAGUAUUUGAAGAAGCACAAUGUUCGUGACUGGCUCAGAGUGAUCGCUUCUAACAAAGAUAGAAGCAUUUAUGAACUUAGGUACUUCAACAUUGCUGAGAAUGAAGGAGAGGAAGAAGAUUAG
Sphenostylis stenocarpa is the source of this 375-nucleotide messenger RNA. NCBI's taxonomy places the organism in Eukaryota, Viridiplantae, Streptophyta, Magnoliopsida, Fabales, Fabaceae. The record is from the annotation of a GenBank genome assembly.